UUUUUGUUUCUCUUUUAGAAUGGAUCCUACAUUCGCUUCUUCAGUAGCAGGAUAUUUGUCUAUUUUAUGUUGGUUAAUUGUCUUUACACCACAAUUGUGGGAAAAUUAUAGACGUAAAAGCGGAGAAGGUCUCUCGAUGACUUUUCUCGUAGUCUGGUUAGCUGGAGAUGUAUUUAACUUGCUUGGUGUGAUCAUGCAAGAUUUAUUGGUGACCAUGUUUGUAUUGGCCUUGUACUAUACCAUUGCUGAUAUGGGAUUGAUAUGGCAAGUGAUUUAUUAUAGACGUAGAUUAGAAGAAGAAGAAGUGAUGGCUCAAGAAACCAGUCCAUUGCUUGCUAGUACCAGCCAUGUUUUAGAUCAAAAGAAAGCAAGACAUACAUCCUUAUUGAAUAUCAUGUCGGCUAUUUCGAUUGUGCUGGUCACUAUCAUCUCUUGUUAUGCAUAUUAUCGUACUCAUGAUAACCAAGAUAAACUAGAAGGCUUCCAAUGGUUGCCUCAGUUGAUGGGAUGGUCUAGUGCUAUUUUAUAUGUGGGCAGUCGUGUCCCGCAAAUAUUAAAGAACUAUAGAAACAAGAGUACAGAAGGACUUAGUUUUGGCAUGUUUUUAUGUGCUGUCAUGGGCAAUGUGUUCUUUACUUCUUCUAUCUUUUUAAAAUCAACCGAAUUAGACUAUAUCAUUGUCAAUCUUUCUUGGAUUGUUGGUAGUUGUGGCACACUUGUGUUUGACUUUAUUAUCUUUCUUCAGUUCUUUGUAUAUGAUGAUAGAAAACAAAUCAAAGUCAUUGUCUAAGUUUAUACCAAUUGAAAUAAUAAUAAUAAUAACAAUAAUAAUAAUAAUAAAAAGAGAUUGUACAUACUA
This is a messenger RNA of Gilbertella persicaria, 859 nucleotides long. Its product is annotated as PQ loop repeat-domain-containing protein. The transcript is spliced from 5 exons. Gene Ontology annotation, biological process: basic amino acid transmembrane export from vacuole. Gene Ontology annotation, cellular component: fungal-type vacuole membrane. The coding region runs from base 20 to 790 and encodes 256 amino acids. NCBI's taxonomy places the organism in Eukaryota, Fungi, Mucoromycota, Mucoromycetes, Mucorales, Choanephoraceae. The record is from RefSeq and is a predicted model, not a curated record.